This is a messenger RNA of Suillus paluster, 594 nucleotides long. RefSeq lists its product as uncharacterized. The transcript has 6 exons. The record is from RefSeq and is a predicted model, not a curated record. NCBI's taxonomy places the organism in Eukaryota, Fungi, Basidiomycota, Agaricomycetes, Boletales, Suillaceae. The coding region runs from base 1 to 594 and encodes 197 amino acids.
AUGUCAUUGGGUGUCCUCGAUGAUGGUUCGUUCUGGUUCAAGUGCCCAACACAUGACACCAAUCUUCUACAACCAAACUUUGCUGGAUCGUGGUCAGAGAAUGCAGAUUGGUGUGAGGAUAUGCUUCCUGUCGAGUAUCUCAAGCAAAAAACUGACACUGACAUCAUCAAGCAACUGAAGGAGGUGUUUGAGAACACCAGGGGAUCCAUCAAGAAAGGGAGCAAGGGGCAAGACAUGCAGGAGGUGAGGAACCAUAAGCAACGGCAGACUGCUCGGAAGAAUCAUACAGAAAUGCAUGGACCCGAGUGGGACUGGUUCUUCCAAGUUGGCUAUCAAUCGACUGAUGAAUCCGAUGGUGGUGGGACUCAAAGCAGUAAACCUAUGGUCAAAUUUGCAUCAGACAGUGAGGUUAAUGAGAAGGUUGUCCUGCUAAACGACACUGUUAUGAAAUCUUGCGACCCUGAGAGUUGUGGAGAUGAAGAUACAUUGUAUGAUGGGGGAGACGAAGAAGAUGAGGAAGAACAGGGUUACCCACCUGAAGGGACAAAUGAUACCGGGUUUGAGGGUAAAGUUUCAUCUCCUUUGAAGAUCUGA